AUGGGCAGCUUGCCGAAGUUGCUUGAAGACGUGAAGAAGGUUGGGGCCCACGAUGGUCACUGCCGCGACGGCUCGGACGCUACCGAGAACGACGACAUCUCCCACGUAGAAGAGGAGAGCACAACAUCGGGGACGGGAGAUGAUGAUUCGGACGAUGAGCCUUCGGUUUCUUCCCCCGAUUUCUCCCCCAGGAUGGAGAUGGCAGCCCACAAGGAGGAUGGUGGAGGUCAUGAGAAACACUGGCCGCACGACGAGAAGAAUGCAGAAAUGCUUCGUACGGCUGACAUUGGCGUCAAGCUCGAGCCCGCGAUGACGGAGGCAGGCGGCCAGACUGGGCGGGAGGAGGAGCAGGAGGAGGUCGAAAACAUGGUAUUGAAUCGAGCUGUAAGAGCAGCCGGUCCUCCGAUGGAUGGCGAGGAGCCAGAGAGUCGCAGUGCUGAAGGAGGCAGGGAAGAGCAUGUCCUUGAAACGUCAUGGGGAAUCUCCGACAUGGCUGAGCAGAGCGACAAGUCGAGCCAGUGCAGGUGCAGGAUUGCAUGA
Messenger RNA from Guillardia theta CCMP2712, 540 nucleotides. RefSeq lists its product as hypothetical. The transcript is spliced from 9 exons. Bases 1 to 540 code for a protein of 179 amino acids. The record is from RefSeq and is a predicted model, not a curated record. Lineage: Eukaryota; Cryptophyceae; Pyrenomonadales; Geminigeraceae.